ACUGGAAUUGUGAAAUGAGCGACUACGAAGACGAACGAGAAGACGUCGACCUUAUGGACAGACGAGCUUACCACAACGCGUUAGAAAGAAAGCGAAGAGGUCAGAUGAAGGAAAGCUUCAACAACCUACGAGACACGAUCCCACAACUCGCAGGAGAAAAAGCUUCAAGAUGUCAAGUGUUGAACAGUGCAACGUCCUACAUCGAAACACUUCGCGCAACGACGCAAGAGCACAGGAGAGAUAUUGACGCAAUAAAGAAAGAAAAUUUUGCUCUUGAACAGCAAAUUAAAAUGCUACAGAUGGCAAACGCCGAACGAGCCAUUGCUAAACCACAACGAGCAGCACACUAUCAUGCCAAACCUGCAGCAGCUGCAAUACAGCCAGUGGUGAUACGGAUAGGUUGGAAUGGCGAGCCAACCACUAAGCUGCCAAGAUCGACAUCGGAAAAUUGAAAGAGAAAACCAAAUGGCUGGAAUGGAAGGAUUUGUCUUCUGAGUUUGAUAUGCUGUUGUUGGGAUCAAGAGGAUUCGUCCGUUCUAGUGGUGUGGGAUACGUUCUGGCCAAGAUGGCCUUACUGCAUCAGGAUCAGGAAAGCAAGGAUGUGGGUUUGAGUAGCAAGACAUUUUAAGUGCAUGACGUCUUAGCUACGGUUGCUAGACUUUUAGGUCUGUUGCAUAGUGAAAUGUAGUUGUCAAUCAGUAUUGGUGGCUAUGA
Molecule: messenger RNA, 714 nt
Organism: Corticium candelabrum
Lineage: Eukaryota; Metazoa; Porifera; Homoscleromorpha; Homosclerophorida; Plakinidae
Product: protein max-like
Exons: 6
Coding region: 15-452 (145 amino acids)
Biological process (GO): positive regulation of transcription by RNA polymerase II
Cellular component (GO): RNA polymerase II transcription regulator complex
Molecular function (GO): DNA-binding transcription factor activity; protein dimerization activity
Source: RefSeq, a predicted model, not a curated record